Messenger RNA from Hypoxylon trugodes, 2267 nucleotides. RefSeq lists its product as uncharacterized. The transcript is spliced from 3 exons. The record is from RefSeq and is a predicted model, not a curated record. The coding region runs from base 618 to 1985 and encodes 455 amino acids. NCBI's taxonomy places the organism in Eukaryota, Fungi, Ascomycota, Sordariomycetes, Xylariales, Hypoxylaceae.
AUGGAUGUAUCUAUCUGAAGAAAACCAGCUUGGUGUGGAGUACCUACCUAUUACCUAGGCACUACACCCUACCUACACCCUGACUUGUGGCCACCCUUCUUUUCUACGGUACGGUACCUUGCUAGUAGGUACCCUUACCUUUGCCUUGCCUUUGUGCCUUGUCUACUUUGUCUACCUUGCCUGCUACUUGCUACUUACAUACAUACACCCACUACUUUACUUACAGUACUUACUUACUUGCUUGCUUGCUUGGCUACCGACCUAUCUAAGCUGGAAAUCCCAUUACUGCUGCUUUCAGCUACCUUUCCCCCCUCCCUCCCAAUAAGGUCACCCUCCCAGUUCUUCACUCUUCCUCCAACACCACCAACCUACGAAAAGUUGUUCGAAACACCUCAUGUAACACUUGAAUAGGAGCUUGAAGCUACCUCGGUAUAGCUAUUAUCAUUCGACACUGGAUUUGAUUGUCGAAUGCUUGAGCUUCGCAAACUUGGACCAUCUUCAAUUGAUCAUUAUCGAUUGUAUUUCUCUUAUCGCCAACACCGUAUCGAUUCGAAUCUCGCGAACUCCCCCCCGCCUUCAAUUCCCGACCAGUAAAUGGCGGGGUUGACUAGGUCAAGAUGCCGCCUCGAUCUUCCUUAACGUCUUCGUUUUCUAUUACCGACUCAAACAAUGAAGUCGUCUGUCCUUUGCGAAAUCAAGAUGGCUCCAGUUGUCGCAAGCGCUGCAUUGGUGAAAAGAGAUAUCGUUCCAUGCAGGAACAUAUCCGACGAGCGCAUCCCGAACACUAUAUUUCAAAGCUCCCUGCGACAGAAGAGAGCUUCUUACUCAUGAUUAAUACACCCCCGUCCGACCGAUCUCAGCUUCAGAAUUCUGUCGGCCCACCACAAGCCAACCUCGACCCGAACAAAGGUUACCCACACGACCGCCAUGGAUAUCCUCGAGAUGGGUCAAGUGCUCCCGGCACACCUAGAAUCAAUGACGAGUAUAAUGGAGGCACAUUGUUACCAACCGCAAGCGCCGCAGCCGCCCUAGCCCAGCUAGGUGGCCAGCAUAAAUUUGAGACAGAAUGGGACGCCGAAUCUGGCUGGCAAUCUGACAACGAAGGCCACCGAAGAAUACCAAGGAGUACAAUUGAAUUGCCUCCAAUACAUGUUGGAAAUGAUCCGACUAGUGAACCAUUUCCUCCUUUAAAUUCUGGACCACGUAGAGAUUUACUUCCGUCAAUUCUUUCAAAUUCGCCACCAGGUCGUUCUUCAACUCUUCCUCCCCUCCAGCGGCCUUUAGGUCCCAAUCGGCCUAGGAAGCAAUCUAUUACCAAGCGCGGCCAUAAGAAACAGAAAUCCCGGGGUUCCGCGACAGAUUGGCUCCGAAGAAUACAAAAUGACGAGCGUCUAAAACCAGGAGCAAUUGACCGUAAGGCUCAUUCCGUCGAGCCGUCAGCCGACUAUGGCAAAAGGUGGGAAGACCUCAUCGACGCCGCAGCCUCGGCUACUGAAGAUAUCGAUGAGGAUAGGACGCCUGUAAGUCGUGCCCGGCACAUUCAUUUUCCUUCUCUAACUUCCCAGGUCCCCCAAUCUCCCAUAUCAAUUCACCGAGCUUCCCUACCCCCAUUUCCCCAUCAGCAUUUUCAAGGCUACCAAGCUUCACCUCUCCAACAAGCUCUUACUCCACCAUCCUUUGCCCAAGAGAUGCCAGAUCCUUUCCCGUCCGUCGAGAGUGGUGAGAGCGGAGAUCACUUCCACAUUGGUGCCUCUGGACUUUCAGACUCGUCGCCAGGCUAUUCAUCUCAGGAUGUCCACAUCUAUUGUGCCGCAUGUCAGAGGACGUCGAAACUCCGAGAAUCCUACGCCUGCACGGAAUGCAUAUGUGGAUUAUGUCGGGACUGCGUAAAUGUCCUAAUGGAGGAGCAAGGAGCCCGCCGAAAAUGUCCACGCUGCGCCACCAUUGGCGGUAGAUUUAAACCAUUCCAGUUGGAUAUCCGAUGAAGCUCAUCCACAUUACUACGCCCGGUUCCACGGAUCUAGCUUAACGGUGCGAUUGUACGCUAUUCGAAUCGCCCAUGCCGUUACGGAUAGCUAUCAUCCUUACUGGAAAGCACAUAAAUGGCACGCCGCAGAGACCAUGCCAUUCUAGCCGAGUCACACUAGAACCCAUUAAGUGCCCGGCCGCGGUUUUUGAUAAAAAGGCUAGAUCAACAACUUGGCGAACCAGGGCAUAAUCCCAGGCUGAAAGCCAAAAUCCCCACCACGAUACGGGUUUAUACCAAU